AGGUUAUAUUUUCAGAAUCAUGCUUAGAAUUUAUCCCAGUUUAGAGCUUGGACGGAUCGGACUAUGUUUUUACAACCUAGAGCAAGGUGUUGGGUUAAUAAGUACCCGGAUAAGAAUGAUGAGUUCAGCUCCUGUCCGGGUUCGAUUUGCUCCGAGUCCAACAGGUCAACUUCAUCUUGGAGGUCUGAGAACAGCAUUAUAUAAUUAUCUAUUUGCCAAGGCCCGUGGAGGUAGCUUCAUUCUGCGUAUAGAAGAUACGGACCGGAGCAGGUUUGUACCCGGAGCAACGGAGAACUUGGAGAACAUCCUUGAUUGGAUCGGAGUUAAACCUGAUGAAAGUCCGUCUAAGGGAGGAGAUUAUGGACCAUAUUUUCAGUCUCAUCGCCUUGAUAUUUACACGAAGUAUGUGAAUCAGCUGAUUGAUGGCGGACAUGCUUAUAAAUGUUUCUGUACAGAGAGAAGAUUAGAACUACUAAAGAGAGAGGCCGCUAGAACUAGAACCUCAAAUAUCUAUGACCGACGAUGUUUAUCCUUGAGUGAAGGCCAGAUAAAAGAAAAGGAAGAGAGCGGGGUCAGCUACACUGUCAGGUUCAAACUAUCCUCGAUAACUGAGCCGGUUAACGAUCUUGUUUACGGUCCUGUGGUUCAUGACGUUUUCCAGUUUGAAGGAGAUCCGAUCAUUCUGAAGUCGGACGGAUUUCCUACUUAUCACCUUGCAAACGUUAUUGAUGAUCAUCUCAUGGGAAUAAGUCACGUAUUACGCGGAGCAGAAUGGCAGGUUUCUACUCCUAAGCAUGUUCUUCUCUACCGUGCAUUUGGUUGGAACCCACCAGAGUUUGCUCAUCUUCCUCUUAUUCUCAACCAGGACGGAUCUAAGCUCAGUAAACGACAGGACGAUCUUCACAUACUCUCUCUUAGAGAGAACUUGUACUAUCCUGAGUCUAUAUUGAACUUUAUAACACUGGUGGGAGGGGGAUUUGAGGAUAAAGAAUACUCACUCCGGAACCUGUUCUCAAUGCAAGAACUUACAACCAAGUUUCAACUUAAUAGGAUAAAUAGUAACUCUGGUAAGCUGGAGAUGGAGAGGUUGGGAGAACUAAACCAAGUUGCUCUCCGGCGCAGGUUCGAUGAUCCUGGGGAGAGGCGGGUUCUCAUCAAAUCAUGUAGGAAUCUUGUGAUACAAGCUAUACCUGGAGUACAGGACAAAUUCAUCUCUGACGAAUGCAUUGAAAAGUAUUUGUUAUGGGGACUGGAGAGGAUUAAAACAGUAAAAGAUCUUGUAAACCCUGAUUUAUUAUAUCUAUGGACUAGUCCUCAAACCUACGAAACUAUCUCUCUAACCAAAGACACUUUAUCCAAGAUUUUUGAAAUCUACGAAAAUUCUGAUGAUUUUAAAGGAUUUCAAAAGAAUUUACGCUCCUUAUGUUCAAUAUUAGGAUUAAAGUUUCCAGUUGUGAUGAAAGAUAUCCGGGUACUAUUGACAGGACGGAAGGAAGGUCCUCCACUACUAGAGAUUAUCCAGAUCCUAGGUAGGGAGGAGACCUUAAACAGGUUCAAACAGUACAAAUAAUUUCAGA
Molecule: messenger RNA, 1577 nt
Organism: Eurytemora carolleeae
Lineage: Eukaryota; Metazoa; Arthropoda; Copepoda; Calanoida; Temoridae
Gene: GluRS-m
Product: probable glutamate--tRNA ligase, mitochondrial
Exons: 7
Coding region: 20-1570 (516 amino acids)
Biological process (GO): glutamyl-tRNA aminoacylation
Molecular function (GO): glutamate-tRNA ligase activity; ATP binding; zinc ion binding
Source: RefSeq, a predicted model, not a curated record